Solanum verrucosum is the source of this 740-nucleotide messenger RNA. RefSeq names its product oil body-associated protein 2C-like. The coding region runs from base 18 to 740 and encodes 240 amino acids. The transcript has 4 exons. NCBI's taxonomy places the organism in Eukaryota, Viridiplantae, Streptophyta, Magnoliopsida, Solanales, Solanaceae. The record is from RefSeq and is a predicted model, not a curated record.
UUGUUUUGAUCCAAUCUAUGGCUGCAACUACGGCAGGGAGCCAUGGGGAGCAGAUACCGCCAGGAAAGGCCAUGACAACGGAGCAACACAUACUGGAUAAAGGUGCUCAAAUGCUGCAGUCUUUGAAACCAAUUAAGCAAAUGAAUCAACAUGUUUGCACUUUUGCACUCUACAAUCAUGACAUGAAUCGACAAAUUGAAACUCAUCAUUAUGUCACACGACUCAAUCAGGAUUUCCUCCAAUGUGCUGUUUACGAUUCUGAUCAUUCCACCUCCCGACUUAUCGGAGUUGAGUAUAUAGUAUCUGAUCGUAUCUUUGAAACCUUACCUAAAGAAGAACAGAAACUUUGGCACUCUCAUGCUUACGAGGUAAAAUCAGGACUGUGGGUGAAUCCUAGAGUUCCAGAGAUGGUAGUGAAAAAAGAUCUUGAGAAUUUUGCAAAAACGUAUGGAAAAUUCUGGUGCACAUGGCAAACAGAUAGAGGCGAUAAGCUACCAGUUGGGCCACCAUCACUGAUGAUGUCUCCACAGGCGGUGAAUUUGGGGAUGGUGAAGCCAGAGCUAAUCCAGAAGAGAGAUGACAGGUACAAUAUGUCGACUGAUGCAAUCAAGAGAACGAGGCUGGAGAUAGCGGAGCCAGAGUGGAUUAAUCCUGAGGCGGAUUACUGGAAACAGCACGGCAAAUGCUUUGAGAUCCAUGUUGAGGAUGUAGAAAUGAAGAAGAUAGCUCCUUUCCCAUAG